Molecule: messenger RNA, 1214 nt
Organism: Mya arenaria
Lineage: Eukaryota; Metazoa; Mollusca; Bivalvia; Myida; Myidae
Product: transcription factor 15-like
Exons: 2
Coding region: 337-864 (175 amino acids)
Biological process (GO): developmental process; regulation of transcription by RNA polymerase II
Molecular function (GO): protein dimerization activity; DNA-binding transcription factor activity, RNA polymerase II-specific; RNA polymerase II transcription regulatory region sequence-specific DNA binding
Source: RefSeq, a predicted model, not a curated record
AUACUGUGCAUAUUUGCGUUAAUUAAUUAACAGUAAUAGUUUAUCCAAAAGCACUGUUGGGAUUAUUAUUAUUACUUAUCCAAGACAGUUCGAAAACAUUAGUGUUCGAACUUUCUUAUUGUAGUGUUGUUUAUAAAGUGAAGUGUUGUAUGGACCUCCUAUUCGUACUUUUUGAAUAACACUCAGCUUAUUGGAAAAUGUUAACUUUAUAUUAGAAUCAAACGAAGUGUUUAAAGACGAAACAAAUUCUACAGAAACUUAGUGCUAAAUUGCUAAUAAAUAAAUGUUAUAAUUAGUUAAAAAUUUUCAAAUGCUGUUCACAUUUUUUGCAAGAAAAUGAGAAAAGACGGAAAAAAGCGACGUAAAGACGACGACCGGAAUUUAUCUGACACUGAAAGCGGCUGUUCCAACGACAGUUUUAACGGCAGUGCUAAUUCGUCUAAAAAACGAAGAAAACCCCAGCCGGAGAUCCACGAAAUGGAAAUCGAAUAUGACUCUUCCGGAAAACCGAGGUCCCAGGCGAACGCUCGCGAGCGUGACCGAACGCAAAGCGUAAAUACGGCGUUUAUUACGUUACGUACUCUGAUUCCAACGGAGCCAGCGGAUAGGAAGUUAUCUAAAAUAGAAGUGUUAAGACUAGCGACAAGUUACAUAGCUCACCUAAACACUGUUUUAAUGGUUGGAGGGGAUAGUUUUGACCAGCCCUGUAUCAAACACCAGGCAAUGAUACGAGGGGGGAUGGACUGUAUGCCCAAGGCUGUUUGCACGUUCUGUCUUAGUAACAGCAGAACACGACCGAUGAAACCAGACAGUUGUAUGUACAAGGAUAUUAGGGGAGGAAUGCCGAUGCACGUGCGCCGAUGAGACAUCGUUGACGUCAUAUAAACCAAUAACGCCAACUAAACUUUAAAAUAAAGUUAUACGUACAGAUGGAAAAACAGUGCUUCAAGAAUAACCUCCCUUACUUUUUCAAAUACGUUUUUUGGCUAGUGUCCAAUGUUAUCGAAAGGAAUGUUAAGUUUGUGUUUUUGAAGAAUCGUACAUACAAUAUAUUUCAUAAACUUACAUAUUUUGACAAGUAAUUAACUGACACAGUUAUAUCAUAACUGUACCUUUCCUAUGGUGUUUCUUUCUACUUAAUGAGCUCAUUUGUGAAAUGUGUGCAUAGUUUGUUUAUUCACUAUGUUUGUUAUUUUUGAGCAAUAAAUAUAACG